Mesocestoides corti is the source of this 867-nucleotide messenger RNA. Lineage: Eukaryota; Metazoa; Platyhelminthes; Cestoda; Cyclophyllidea; Mesocestoididae. The record is from the annotation of a GenBank genome assembly.
AUGGAAGGUCUCCUUGAGUCUUUCAAGAAGUUGGCGUUGGAUGACUUAAGCUACUCGUCGUUACUUAAAGACAAUACUUCUUUGGGAGGUCUUGUAAUUCUUUUAUCGAACGAAAAAGAAUCAGCUGUUGAAGAAAUCCUCAAUAUAUUUAAAAUUCUCUCUGAACGAAAUGGUGGUUCAUAUUACCUCUCAAAACUACCGGGCAUGAUGGAGCAAUUGUCGAGUCUGAAGGCUUCAGGGGAGAGUCAUUCUGUUAGAAUUAGAGAACUUACUGAUGACCUUUUCGAAACACUCUUUUCGUCAAAAGCACAUCUUAAAAGAAUGCCCUCACAGUCGCAUCGUCCUAAAAAGUCUCGAAAGUCGCGUCCUGUUGUCAUCCAGCUUUCGGGGAAUAUAACUAAACAAGAUCUAAAAGCAAUUGAAUCACAACUUAUUACGGUAAAAGGAGUUGUGAGCAUAACUUUCCAGUUGAACAAACUGCGCGUGGUAGUGAUGGCACUUGACGAUUUGGACCCUGAACGAAUUUUAGAAGCUGUCUCUGUCGCAUGUAAACUAGCGUCUGCAACAAAUGAUCGAUCAGAUAUUUCCGCGCAUGUUGUCAAACGACAGAAAUCAAAGCUCUCUCGUGUUAGCUCAAUGUACACAGUGCGGGAUCGUCGUAGUUUUGCGCCGUCUUCGGCUGCUGCAGCUGCGCCCAAAGUCUCCAAGCCUCUUCACCCCUACCUGGCGGACACCGCGGACAUUUUCGAGGUGGACCCCAGUCGUGGUGCACCCCAGGUCAAGGGCAUGGCCGGCGCCAACAGUGGACGUAGUCGCGGUUUCACCGGAUGGCUCUCCGACCUCAUCGAAAGCACCAUCUUCUGGUGA